GCUGCGGUGGAGUGGUCCUGUUUGUAGUCGGUAACUGUUUCUUUUCUCCCCUUCUCGUGUUGGGCUUUGCAGAUGUCUCUCUUCCUUUGCUUUCCAUCCUCGAUCCCUCAUUUUCUGGGUGUUGUACGGGGUCCUUAAUGCCGUUCUUUUCCUUUUCGCUUGUUCCCCAAAACCACAGAGUGAUAGUUGGGGGUCCCCACCAAUUCUGAUCGCUCUUGGGCUGGCGAUACUACCGCUGCGGUAGUUCGCAUUCAAGCAACAGAUAUUGAUAACACCAUGCAGCCAGAUACAGACAAAACCAGGGUACGAGUUAGGAAACCGGACAUGGUUUUGUAUGUCCCAAGAGCAAGACGUGAGAUGGCAGUCUCAAAAAGUGGCCCUUCCGUGGCCACCCAAUGUGGGAGGGAGAGUCACAGCUCCACCACAGAGAAGGAGAGUGUUAAAGCAUGCGAGGCAGGACAAAACGCUAAAACUAGGAAAGGACUGCCUCAGAAUGAUCCGGGAAAUGCCAGGACUCGUCAGAAAGAGAGAAGAACUUUUCCCCGGGACUCAAGCCAUAGUGAUGCAUUCUGCCAAAGAAACCCAGGCAGAAAGGCUCAGGGAGAGAAGAGUCCAAAGUUCCCUCAGAAGGCCACAUCCCAUCCCUUGUUCCCUUCCUCCAGCUUCCCAGACCCAACUCUCACUGGAGUGCGUGAAAGAGAGGCGCAUGAGUGCUGUACUGUACAACCUGCUGUCUCGGGGGAAAGAAUGGCAGGUUUCCAGCCAGAGAUUAGUAAUAUCAACAUCUCAUGGAAAAACGAGCAUGGAUGCCCAUCAGAAAGGCAGGACACCGGCAGGACCAAGAGGACAGUAGUGGUCUCAGAAGAAGUAGGACCAGGUGAAGGCGGGAUGCAGAAUUACUUGGAACAGAAAAUGCUAAGCGAAGAUAGCAAGUUGCUUUGCAAGAACAACAGAACAAAACCUUUAAGUAAAGGUGGUUCAGAACUGACUGGAAUAAGAGAGAACAGUAUAUCUGGAAGUGCAAACGAGAGGAUUCCAGAUAACAGAGGGACAUAUAAGGGUAGUCCAUCCAUCUGCACAGAGGAAGGAAAUUCUGAUUUGGCAUGCAUAAGUAACUGUAAUUUGCUGGAGCACAUUGAUCAAAGCAGCCUGUUUCCUACGGACAUAACCAAGUAUAAUACAUGCAAAUGUACAGAGCAAAGCAACUCCAGUCAAACAGCAGUGAGUGACAAUAGCAUCUUAGAAUGUGCUGUGGUAGAGCCAAAGGAAUGUAAUAGAGUUGAAGAUACAAAGGAGAGUGUUCCUGCUUCAUCGCAAGCAAGUGCGCAUGACAACAAGAAUGAGAGUUGUGUCUCCCAUCGUUCGGUUAACUUUAUCUCUGAUCAGGCUGGAGUGACUGCGGAUAGUAGUGGGAACGUUUUAAUUCAGGCGGAGACACAUAACCUCCUGGAGAAUGCAGAGCAGCUUCCAGAUAAUUCAAACGUGUCUAUAGGUUUUAGUUGUUCAGACAGGACUUCUGAGAACAUAGAUGAUCUGCCCAAUUGUGUCUUUAAGGUAGCAGGUGAUGAAAAGUUACAGGCAGGUGAUAGUGAACAUGAUAAGGAGAAAAGCCUCUGUCAUGAGACAGGCCGGUAUCAAUUUGACACAUUUGAGGCUAAGGCUGCACUGACAACAGCGGAAAGCAUUUUGGACUUGGUUGACCAGAGCCCUGACAGCAGAAGUAAUGUGGAGCCAAUUUGUCCUUCCAAGGAGACUUCCAGCUGGUCUCUGAAGUCUGCCUCUGAGAAUGUGGCCUGUGGUCCAGGAAGCAUAUUGGAGGGAACAGGGACACCCUUGGGAGUGGAAAAGCCAGCUUUGGGGGAACUGGGUACAAGCUUGCAGUAUCCCUCUGAAGACAAAGGAGAACAACCCACAAAUUGUGUGCCAUCUAGUUCGGAAGAGACCACUGACACCAGCACUGAUCCUGUAAGUCACAGCGAGGCUGACAACAUGGCCGAUGAGAGCUGGGACGCCCUGUUUAAUGAUGAUGGGGAUUGCUUGGAUCCACAGUUCCUGGAGCAGCUGUCUACCUGCACUCUCCGUGGCACAAGGCUACAGGAGCCGCAUUUUGAUUAUUACAACUAUUCUCCAGCUGAUCAGGACAUGAGUGACUCUGAGCUGCCACAUGUCAUUGAAAUCUAUGACUUCCCACCAGAAUUCCGCACUGAGGAUCUGCUGUGUGUCUUCUGCCAUUACCAGAAAAAAGGUUUUGACAUUAAAUGGAUAGAUGACACCCAUGCUCUGGGUAUCUUCUCCAGUCCCAUCACAGCACGGGACGCUCUCAAUACCAAACAUCUGGUGGUGAAAACCCGUCCCCUGUCACAAGCUACACGAGCUGCAAGGACCAAAGCCAGAGCUUAUGCGGAAUUCCUGCAACCUGCCAAAGAGCGUCCCGAGACCUCAGCUGCUCUGGCCAGGAGGCUGGUGACAGGUGCCCUUGGUGUGAGAAGCAAGCAGAGCAAGGCCGAACGCGAAGCUGAACGUAAGCAGUUACAAGCAGCUCGAGAGCGGAAGCUUUUGGAAGCCAAGCAAAAGGAAGAUGCCUGGGAAGGUCGUGAGUGAGUCGGCAGCCAGUGCAAGAAGAGGGAAGUUGAUCAGGUCUGAUUGAAAACCUCGUGGAGUGGAACUGACACAUGGCAGCUCAUGCUUACAGCAUUGAGGACUCUACCAUCCCCUUUGGGAGAAGCAAUAAGAUAAUGGGGAGUUGGGAGUGCACUGGAGUCGUCAGAUAUGCCAGGGUGAGUCAUGUGAACCCAAGCUACUGGGCUGGAAGGCCGCAAAAGAGUCGGACUGGAGUCUGGCAGGAAGGAGCUGCUGUACUGUUAACAGUCCUGCCAGGGCUGUUCUGAAUGCCAUCGCCCAAUGCACUCAUCCCAUUUGUUUCAAGCAGCCUGGAUGCGGGGCCUCUCUGUGCUCUGGGUCACCGAGUCACGCUGUGCUCAGUGGGAUGGGACUGAACUGUGAUAGCUUUUAGAUCAGGCCCACUAGGAUGGCCAGGUGCCCAAUGCUGAGCUUGCUAUUAAAGUUGAUUUGAUUUUAUAUGGUGUCGUGUGAUGCAGGCAGCUUUACUGCCUCCAAGUAACUCGAUGAAUCUUCAGCGCUGGAAAGUAAGCAGAGGAAUGACAGCAACUCGGUGAGUUGUUGCCGUGGUUGGACUGGGCUCAAGACUCCCCUCUUCCAGAUCCAUAAGAUGCCAAGAAGAAAGGGGCUUAUCUCUUACAAGCCCAUUCCUGAUGGGACCCUCGUAAAUUCUCAGCUGAAGAGCUGAGGUGAAAGCAACUCUUCCCCUACAGGGAAAUCAGGCUCCAGCUGGGAGAUCCUGCGACCCAAACAGAUUCUGGACCUCCGAGAGGAACCGUUGCCAAGCGGCUCUGUGCACUUGUGGGAUUUCUCUCCUUGGGGCAGGAAUAUGUUGGCAGCAGUCCUUGCAGCAUGUCACUUCCACCCUGUAAAAACAGGCACAAGCCAAAAGCCAGCCAGCUCUGGCCUGUUUCACUUUACAGGCAUUCCCUCCGCCGCCCACUCCCCAGGAAUGUUUCUCAAAGACCAGCAAACAAGGCCCUUUCUGUUCUGAACAGCUGCAUUACCACCACCCAAAAAGCGGGCAGAUUGGCUGCUUCCUGUAAAUGUACAUCAACAACACACCUUUGCCAGGCUGGGCCGGAGAUUCCUGUGGUCAGACACUCCCAGCUGCGCUUGGGGUCAAGCCCUGUAAGAUUGGACCAAGAAUUUUGGUUGGCUCUGCUUAGUUGGUGCAGAGAUCAAGAUCAGACAUAUUAGUCUGACCUUGCUACUGCGCAGCAGUCGGCACCAUUGCUGCUCAAACUAUGGAUCAACAUAAUCUGCCCCAGUCCAAGUUGUGGGUCAAGACAGCACAUCAGAGGUCAUGUUGGAGGUGGCGAUUUGGGAGAGAGAGAGAGAGAGAGAGAGAGAGAGAGAGAGAGCGGGGAGAGCAGAAUUCACUAGGAGUGUGUGCCUGGCAUGCCCCAUUGACCUAGUCAGAUGGAGACUGGAGAUACUCUCUAUGGGACAUUCCGCUUGAGACUGUUCGGGGUCAAAUCGCACACAGGCCAAGGCAGCUCUCAGAGCUGGAAUGUUCUGGCAAGCUGCCUGUUGCUGGCCAGCCAGACUUACAGCCACCUCUGUACCUGGAACAGCAACCGAUUGUGUCUCCCUUUGAGCAGGGUGGAGUGCUUGCCUGUGAUGUGGGCAGUAUUCUGGAAUAGGAGCGGAUGGGUAGUGACUGCUUUUCCUGGCAAUUCCACUCGUCUAACUCCCUGCUCUGCCAAGCAAGUGAUACCUGAACCAAGCCCUGUCUGUUUGAUCCAACUAAAUACUCUCAAAUCUGAUACACCAGACUGGCUAAAUUAGGUUUCAUUCCCAUUUAUAGUUUCUGGCAGUUUGCAGGGCCUCCCUUUCAGGCCAUCAGCAUUUGCAUCAAGAGUAGACUAGCCGUCCAAGUAAUUUCAUAUUUACUUAGGAAUAAUUGCAUUGAAGCUUAUUGAAGACUGUAUUUAAUUCUCUUGUAAAUGUGGCUUUAAGGCAAACAUGCAGGUCAUUCUUUAAAUUGGCAUACCCCAGGUCCGAUGCUUAGCUGGUCCCAUACCUUAUUCCAGACAGGAUUUGUCUCUUCGAUCCAUUGUUGGCUUCUUUUCCUGUACUCUUGUCAUUUCUGUUAGGAUUACGCUGUUGCAAAACAUGCCAUGGAAUUUGAGAACUAUUUAAGUAUCUCCAGAAACAGAUUUAAGAUUUGUCUCCUCAAUGUUGCUUUAAAACCUAAACACCAAAAGUGUGCAGUGUUCAGAUCUGAAUUAUGCAAAGAGGCUUCAGAUCUAACACACACACACACACACACACACACACACACACACCACACACACACAAUCAGCAGUUCCUUAAAGGAGAAAGACCCUUUUCUGGUCUUCCAUAAUAAUAUCUAUGCUCAAGAAAGAACAUGAGUAAAUUGAGCUCAGAA
This is a messenger RNA of Notechis scutatus (mainland tiger snake), 5014 nucleotides long. It is a transcript of the gene R3HCC1L, whose product is annotated as R3H domain and coiled-coil containing 1 like. The record is from RefSeq and is a predicted model, not a curated record. Lineage: Eukaryota; Metazoa; Chordata; Lepidosauria; Squamata; Elapidae.